GUGAAGUGAGCGUAUCUUUUCAUUACUUUACGGUGUAAGUCAGCUCACUGCCCAGCAGCACGUCUGAUCUGCUGGAGAGGGAGGGAUGUGUGAAGAUGAGCAGAGAGGCAGGACAGUCAGCAGCAGCAGUCCUUCAGGAACACCAGUCUGAGAAACACCAUUUCAAUUUUACUCAGGUAACUUCCUCGUGAGAAUCAAUGAUCCAGUACAACUGCUCGUCUCCAGACUCGCUGUACGCUGCUGUGAAUGCGUCAUGGUGCUCCACCAGAGAGGACGAGUGUCACAACAGAACAGCGAGCCAGUCAGACCUCUGUCUGAGCCGCAGCGCUUACCUGGAGAAGUACCUGGGCCCUUGCCGUUCACCCUUCUUCCUGCCCACGUGCAUCACCUACCUGCUCAUCUUUGUAGUCGGCGUGCUGGGCAACAGCCUGACUUGUAUAGUCAUCGCCCGUCACCGCGUGAUGCGCACAACCACAAACUACUACCUGUUCAGCUUGGCCAUUUCUGACCUCCUCGUGCUGCUGCUGGGUCUCCCGCUGGAGCUUUAUGAACUGUGGAGCAACUAUCCCUUUCUGUUUGGCGUCACUGGCUGCUACUUCAAAACCUGCCUGUUCGAGACGGUCUGCUUUGCGUCUGUGCUCAACGUGACCGCCUUGAGCGUCGAGCGCUACAGAGCCGUGGUGCAUCCUCUGCAGGCCAAACACGUGGCGACGCACGCUCAUGCCAAGCGCGUUAUCCUCGUGCUCUGGGCCAUCUCGCUGUUGUGUGCCUUGCCCAAUACCAGUCUGCAUGGUGUGGAGACGUUUAAGCCCCGUUUUGGACUCACUUUCCCCGAUUCGGGUGUGUGUACGGUGGUGCACGAGAGGUGGAUCUACAAUUUGCUGGUGCAGGUGACGUCGCUGCUCUUCUUCAUCCUGCCAAUGCUGACCAUCACUGUGCUGUAUGUGCUGAUCGGCCUGCAGCUGCAUCGAGAACGGGACUGUUUUGAUUCAAAGAUCGGGCUCAAUCAGGAUGGGGUAAAUCAGAGGGCACGUCAUCGGCAAGUCACAAAAAUGCUCUGUGCAUUGGUGAUUGUGUUUGGGAUCUGCUGGGCCCCGUUUCACAUCGAUCGUGUCAUGUGGAGCUACAUUGAUGACUGGACUGCAGAGAACCACCAUGUCUUUGAGUAUGUGCAUCUUCUUUCUGGUGUCUUCUUCUACUUGAGCUCAGUGGUCAACCCCAUCCUGUAUAACCUCAUGUCUUCACGCUUCAGAGAAAUGUUCCGUGAGGUGGUGUGUCAAAAAAAACAUCGUCAGCUCUCAAUAAUGUAAAUAGUUCCAUGAGAAGCCCAAGCAUCAAGUUUUACGUGUCACCAAGCAACACACAGACUGAAAACCGGACUGGAACAACGUAUGUGAGUGGAGCAGAGCUCAGCAACUUCUGUUCUGUAGGAAUGCAGUUAUCACAGUGAAUCUGAAAUAUUCUAAAUAUGUUCUAUAUGAAUGAAUGUUGAGAGCUAUAGUCAUGUCAUGUUGAUUCUGCAGAUGUUUGUAUGCUGAUGACAGAUCUGUCAAACUCCAGUUUAUUGGUCUCCUCCACCUGUUUACUUCUCUGUUUACUUAUCUUCAUCUGUCUGCUUCUUUCAUACACGACGCAGAGCAAUACAUCACCUGUCAGAUCCAAGAUUAUAAAAAGUGCUUGCAUUUCACUGAUUAUGUCAGGGGACAUUGCUAAGUAAUGUAUAUAUUUAUACAUUGUUCUAAGUUAUGUAAAUAUUCCUAAUAGCCAGAUCUGGAGGACAAGUAUCUUCUGUUGUUACUCAUGUCCUUGUUUUUAAAUGCUUUUUCAAUUAUUAUAUAAAUUCAUUUGUAUUCCUACAUAACAUCAUGUUUAUUUCAAUGCUUUUUAUUUCUUCAUGCUUGGAAAUCUAAUCAUUUUAGAUUAACGUUGAACACUUUCAAUGAAAUAUGCAUCCUUAUGUCAAAUGCAUUAGCUAUCCAUUAAAAUGAACAGAAAAAUCUGAUGAAUUGUUAUUGUCACACUUGUAUCUGUUAUGAUUAAUAUGUGUGAAAACACUUCAAAAGAACUGCACUAAUUUUUAUAACCUGCUAUGAAAUAUACAAUUAAAUAUCACCAUUUCAUUCCACCAGUUA
Molecule: messenger RNA, 2132 nt
Organism: Cyprinus carpio (common carp)
Lineage: Eukaryota; Metazoa; Chordata; Actinopteri; Cypriniformes; Cyprinidae
Product: neuromedin-U receptor 1-like
Biological process (GO): G protein-coupled receptor signaling pathway
Cellular component (GO): plasma membrane
Molecular function (GO): neuromedin U receptor activity
Source: RefSeq, a predicted model, not a curated record